AUGGUCCCAUUGAUCAGGAUACCAUUGUUGAACACCACCCGUUCCUGCAACACCUCCUCUUUUGUCACUGCAACCGGCCGGAUGCAGAGUGGGGAGCGAAUGAAACACUCUGCCUUCUCCCAAGUCGGCACACCGCUUCCGGAUGGCGAUACCCAGACCCCCAGCAGUCUCUCCGCGUCGUCCGCUCCGGCCCACUUAAAGCCUCAGCCCCCGUCGUCAAACUUAGAAGGCUGGGAGAUCGCUCCGAAUCGGCGCCUGGUUGGGGGAGCUACGGAGGCACUGACAGCAGAAUGGACGGAACAGGAGGUUAAGAACGCCUUUGUAGCGAUGGCGAACAUCAUGUCUCCAGGAAGCGACGGGCUUCCGAAAGAGCUUUACGAAGCACAUUGGGACCUGCUGGGGGGAAGUUUCAUGGCAAUGGCGAGAGAUUUUGAAUCAUCGGCCUCUCUACCGGCGGAGAUAAAAGAAGCGGUGACGAUUCUCCUUCACAGAAAGGGUGACCGUGAUCAACUCAACAACUACAGGCCUAUAACGCUGCUGAACUUUGCUUACAAGGUGUUGGCGAGGGUGGUGGCGGAUCGCAUGAAAUCGAACGGCAACAAGGAUUGGUAUCUCCUCCUCAUUGACUUCCAAAAAGCUUUUGAUUCCGUGUUCAGGGAUUUCCUCUUCUAG
This is a messenger RNA of Closterium sp. Yama58-4, 672 nucleotides long. The record is from the annotation of a GenBank genome assembly. Lineage: Eukaryota; Viridiplantae; Streptophyta; Zygnematophyceae; Desmidiales; Closteriaceae.